AUGAGUAAUAAGCUAGAUCCUGAUUUCUUAAAAGCUGAUUCUGGAAAUCUUCCAAAAGUGAAUAUUUUUAUGGUUUUAAAUUACAUAAAAAAUGAUGACAAUUUCAAUGAUCCUGAAGUCCGAAAUGCAAAAAUGAAUGAAUCUUCAAGAGAAAAUUACGGAGAUGCUGCUAUGGGUUAUGUUUGCUUGAAACGAGACGGAGCUUUAUGUAUAUUAAAAGCCUCAAUUUGUCCUGAACACAAGGUUCGUGAUACGCCGUACAAAGUUACUUUGAUAGUUAACGAAAAAAGUAAUACUGUUAACACGGUAGAGUGUGAAGAUUGCCCCGCAUCCCUUGGUGGCUGUAAGCAUGCGAUUGCACUUUUGAUGUGGGUCAAUAGACGGACUGAAGAACCUGCUCCAACAGAAGUUAAAUGUUAUUGGAAAAAGUCCAAUUUAGCUAAAGUGACAACUACAAAUAAGUAUGUUGCAGCAGUUGAUUUGUUUGAAGUAACUGAAAUAGCCCAGAAAAAAAAUAUUGAUAGUCAGAUUACUCGACAUUUAUUUGAUAUAAAUAGUAAUAACCAUAUCAAAGCUGUAUCAUUGCAUCAACUUAUGAUUUUGUUUAAUGAAAUGAAAAUGAAUGAAGCAGAUGAAUUCCUAAAAUUUGCUGAAAAGAAAAUUGAAAAAUUAAUGAUAGUAGAGGUGGAAAAAGCAACAAAGAGUCAAAGUGAUGAUCCGUUAUGGUAUGAAUGUAGGUAUGGACGAAUAACUGCAUCAUUAAUUUAUGAAGCUGCUCAUUGCCGUACAGCCGACGGAUCAUUGGUGAAAAAAAUCAUUGGAGCUGCUAAAGUUUUUCUCUCACAAGCCAUGCAGAGAGGCAAAGAUUUGGAAAAGCAGGUAUUGCUUAAAGUGAAAAAAAAGAAAAACAUAAGUUGUAGAAGCUGCGGAUUAUAUUUAUUGUCGUCGUGCCCUGUUAUUGGAGCCUCGCCAGAUGCUGUUGGAUCAGAUUUCAUCGUAGAAAUAAAAUGCCCUUCUUCAACUGAUAAUAUCAAAACUUAUUUGUCAAAAGGUGUCAUAAGUGAAAAAUGUAAAGCACAAAUGUUUACACAAAUGUUGUGUGCGAACAAAAGGAAAGGUUUAUUUUGUGUAGCAGAUCCUCUUUUUGAACAGAAUAAAAAAGUAACUACAGUUUGGUUGACAUAUGAUGAUAAAUUUACUGGAACUAUAGAAAAAGCAACUGAAUUUUGGAAGAAAUAUAUUUUCCCUCGACUGAUGACAUCUGUAUCCUGA
Phymastichus coffea is the source of this 1272-nucleotide messenger RNA. RefSeq lists its product as uncharacterized. The coding region runs from base 1 to 1272 and encodes 423 amino acids. The transcript has 4 exons. Lineage: Eukaryota; Metazoa; Arthropoda; Insecta; Hymenoptera; Eulophidae. The record is from RefSeq and is a predicted model, not a curated record.